AUGGCUCGAUUGAGCGUCCUGCUCGUCAGCUGCCUCGCCUUUCUGGUCGGCAUCGUCACUGCCGGCUCGGUGGUAGAUCUGAUCCCCAAGAACUUCGACAACGUUGUGCUCAAGUCCGGCAAACCCGCUCUCGUUGAAUUCUUCGCCCCCUGGUGCGGCCACUGCAAGAACCUGGCCCCCGUGUACGAGGAGCUGGCUCAGGCUUUCGCCCACGCUGAGGACAAAGUGACCGUGGGCAAGGUUGAUGCUGACGAGAACCGUGAUCUCGGCAAGCGCUUCGGUAUCCAGGGCUUCCCUACGCUGAAAUGGUUCGACGGCAAGAGUGACAAGCCCGUCGAGUACAACGGCGGUCGUGACCUCGAGAGUCUGUCUGCUUUCAUCACCGAGAAGACCGGCGUCAAGCCUCGCGGACCUAAGAAGGAGCCCAGCCAGGUGGAGAUGCUGACUGACGCCAACUUCAAGACGACUGUCGGUGGCGAGAAGGAUGUUCUGGUUGCCUUUACGGCGCCCUGGUGCGGACACUGCAAGAACCUCGCCCCUAUCUGGGAAACCCUCGCCAAUGACUUCGCCCUCGAGUCCAACGUUGUGAUCGCCAAGGUCGACGCUGAUGCUGAAAACGGUCGCGCCACCGCUAGGGAGCAGGGUGUCACCGGCUACCCGACCAUCAAGUUCUUCCCCAAGGGCUCCACGGAGGGCGAGACCUACUCGGGCGCUCGCUCCGAGGUCGCCUUCCUCGAGUUCCUGAACUCCAAGGCUGGCACCCACCGUGCCGUCGGCGGCGGUCUCGACGAGAAGGCCGGCACCAUCCCCACCCUGGACUCCCUGGUCGCUAAGUACACCUCGUCCGAGAGCUUCGAGGACCUCGUCAAGGAGAUCAAGAAGGUCGCCAAGAGCCUCCAGGACAAGUACGCCCAGUACUAUGUCAAAGUUGCUGAGAAGCUGAGCCAGAACCACGAUUACGCCACUAAGGAGUUUGCUCGGUUGAGCAAGGUCCUGGCGAAGGGCGGCUCGGCGCCUGAGAAGAUCGAUGAUAUCAUCUCGCGCAGCAAUGUGCUGCGUCGCUUCUUGGGUGAGAAGAAGGAGGAGACCAAGGACGAAUUGUAA
Aspergillus affinis is the source of this 1104-nucleotide messenger RNA. Its product is annotated as protein disulfide isomerase family protein. NCBI's taxonomy places the organism in Eukaryota, Fungi, Ascomycota, Eurotiomycetes, Eurotiales, Aspergillaceae. The record is from RefSeq and is a predicted model, not a curated record. Gene Ontology annotation, molecular function: protein disulfide isomerase activity. Bases 1 to 1104 code for a protein of 367 amino acids. Gene Ontology annotation, biological process: protein folding. Gene Ontology annotation, cellular component: endoplasmic reticulum. The transcript has 2 exons.